Molecule: messenger RNA, 1551 nt
Organism: Mycena indigotica
Lineage: Eukaryota; Fungi; Basidiomycota; Agaricomycetes; Agaricales; Mycenaceae
Product: Glucanase
Exons: 9
Coding region: 1-1551 (516 amino acids)
Biological process (GO): carbohydrate metabolic process
Cellular component (GO): extracellular region
Molecular function (GO): cellulose binding; hydrolase activity, hydrolyzing O-glycosyl compounds
Source: RefSeq, a predicted model, not a curated record
AUGUUCCCAGCCACCGCUCUCCUCUCGCUUUGCUUCCUCGCUGUUGCCCACGGCCAGCAGGUCGCCACUCUUCAGGCCGAAAACCACCCGGCUUUGCCGAUGCAGCAAUGUACGGCCCCCGGUUCUUGCACCACCCUUAACACUGCCGUCGUUCUUGAUUCCAACUGGCGAUGGACCCACAGUGUCAACGGCUCGACCAACUGCUACACAGGCAAUACUUGGGAUAAAACUCUUUGCCCAGACCCCACCACAUGUGCGACCAACUGCGCUCUCGAUGGGGCCGACUACCCGGGCACAUAUGGCAUCUCCACCUCUGGAAGUGCCCUCACUCUUAAAUUCAAGACCGGCUCGAAUGUCGGUUCUCGUGUCUAUCUGACGGCGCCUGGCGGCACUGCCUAUCAAAUGUUCAAGUUGAUCAACCAAGAGUUCACCUUCACUGUUGACAUGUCGCACCUUGGCUGUGGCCUCAAUGGCGCUCUGUAUUUCUCGGAGAUGGACUCUGAUGGUGGUCUUGCCCGAUUCCCUGGCAACAAGGCUGGCGCGAAGUAUGGAACCGGCUACUGUGACUCUCAAUGUCCCCGGGACUUGAAAUGGAUCGGUGGCCAGGCUAAUGUCGUUAACUGGACGGGUUCUGCCAGCGAUGCCAACUCAGGCACUGGAUCUACAGGUACCUGCUGCAACGAAAUGGACAUCUGGGAAGCGAAUCAGUAUGGCUCGGCCUACACCCCCCAUCCCUGCUCUGUCACCAAACAGACUGCCUGCACCGGACUCGACUGCGGCAGUGGCUCCGACCGCUAUAAUGGCAUCUGCGACAAGGAUGGCUGUGACUUUAACUCGUGGCGCAUGGGCAACCAGCAGUUCCUUGGCUCCGGGUCUGGCUUCACCAUUGACACUACCAAACCCAUCACCGUCGUUACCCAAUUCAUCUCAAGCAAUGGCGGUAGCUCUGGAUCGCUCUCUGAAAUUCGUCGCGUCUACGUCCAAAACGGCAAGGUCAUCGCCAACUCCAACUCCAACAUCGCCGGCGUUACGACAAGCAAUUCGAUCACCGACAGUUUCUGCACACAACAAAAGACGGCCUUUGGUGACACCAACAGCUUCUCUGCUCGUGGUGGACUUAAUACCAUGGGUGGAUCCCUCUCGAGGGGUAUGGUUCUAUCUCUUUCGGUCUGGGACGACCACGAGGCUUCCAUGCUUUGGCUCGAUAGCAACUACCCCCUGAACAAGAGCGCCACUACCCCCGGUGUCAGCCGUGGUCCUUGCGACGCAACCUCUGGCGACCCAAAGAACGUCGAGAGCCAGCAGUCUGGUGCCUAUGUCAUAUUCUCUGACAUCAAGAUUGGUCCCAUCGGCUCUACCUACAGCGGCGGCUCUAGCAGCAGCGCUUCAUCUGGCCCCAGCGGAACAUCCUCCGCUGCCCAACCCACUGGCUCGCCAGUUGGCGAAUGGGGACAAUGUGGUGGCCAGGACUGGCACGGAUCAACGACUUGUGCCGCCGGACUGACUUGCGUCUACUCCAACCCAUACUACUCACAGUGCUUGCGCAAAUAA